CCCUCUUUAAAAGGCAGGGCAUCCUCUACUGCAGACUGAAGACCAUUCGAUCAGUAAAGAUGGAGCCCUCACUGGAGUCCUCCUCUCCUUUCCUGCUACAGACUUUAUGGGACAAGAUAAGAGCACAAGAAGACUUUCUCCGCUCUCCCUUGUUCCCUGUCCUGUUCUCCAUGACACUCUAUCUGAGCUGCUGCCUGCCUUACCUGUGCCUGGACACCCUGUCCUCCAGAGUAGCCCUGGUGCACCGCUACAAGAUUCAGUCACAGAGCAGGGUGACCUGGGCAAUGGCAUGGAGCUGCCUGGCUACCUCCCUGCACACCCACGCUGUGUUCAUUUUCCCCCUCAGUGUUCUGCACUGGUACUGGAGACCAGUGGUCCUCCCUGCCCAAGCCCCUGGGUCUCUUCGUGUGGCCUGGGACGUGUUAGCCUGUCUCCUUCUCUUUGACCUGCAGUACUUUGUGUGGCACGUGCUGCACCACAAGGUGCCCUGGCUCUACCGGACUUUCCAUAAGGUGCACCACCGCUACACAGCCACCUUCGCCCUGACCACAGAGCACUCUGGGAUCUGGGAGACCCUGAGUCUGGGCUUAUUUGCUGCAGUGAACCCUAACCUGCUGGGCUGCCACCCGCUCACCAAGAUGUUCUUCUUCACCCUGAACAUCUGGCUGUCUGUGGAGGACCACUCAGGUUAUGACCUGCCCUGGGCCCCUCACAGACUGGUACCCUUUGGGCUCUAUGGCGGAUCUCCACACCACGACCUCCACCAUCUCAAGUUCAUGGUCAACUACGCACCCUACUUCACACACUGGGACAGGCUGUUCGGCUCGCUGCUGCAUACAGACAAACCAGACACGUUUGAUGUAGAUGUGUUAGAUGCUUCAAAAAUAUGUGAUACAGCAUCAAGUGGUGUGACUGAUGUAAGCCACGCACCAGUGUAUGAGACUACACAAAGCUGUGUGAAAGACUAUGAGGUACAGUUCAGAGGAAAAUGAGGAGGACCUUUUCUCUGACUGUUAUUUGGAUUUUUAUGAAUAAUGACUAAAUUAUGUAUACAUUUGCUUAGAACGAAAACUAAACAGAAUAGUACUAUGUCACUGUGUGAAUGUAUGAAUCUUAUCUUUGUUUUUUUAAAUUGCAAAACUGUGAAGAAAAAAAUGGAGAAUCAUGUGACCAAUGGACUAUUACUGUAAAGCUGCUUCAAUACAAUGAAUGUAUGUAUAUGAGUGUAUAUAUGGGUGAUUCUGCAACUUUGGCCACUUUGGCCAUGCAAACUUUCAGAAAGUAAAACUUAUUCAAACACUAUUUUACCAGUAUUGUACUUGUCUUUGAUUUGUCCAGAAACUAUAUCUGAUAAUGGCUGCGAUCAUACUAUUCAGGAAUGUAUAUAUAUUUGUCCCUUUUCCCAGACAGCCAUAGACAAAUGUAAUUUCCAUCACGUCAUUAAACAUCCAUUUUUGUUGAAAAUCUAAAUAUCAUACAAUUGAUUUAUGACGGAGUUCUUAUACAUUUGUGCAGGAACUUGUAUUGAAUAUUAUUUUAAGUGAUUUUUAAGGUUUCACGAUGCCUGAAUGUAUAAACUUGCCUUGCUGACAGCUGAAAACAUUUAUUUAUCAUGAAAAAUAAGAUAUUUCCACCCAACCUUUUUGUGAGAUUAUGAUAACAACCGUAUGAUUUCCACAUCUAAAACAAAUAAAUGUAUGUAAAUUAAACAUAAUAUACUAAUUUACCUCAAAAAUAUGGGUUGUGAUGGAAAUGACAAGGUGUGGUGGAAAUGUGUAAAUGUGUAAAUGUGAAAUGACUUCUAUGUUAAAAAU
This is a messenger RNA of Oncorhynchus gorbuscha (pink salmon), 1814 nucleotides long. Its product is annotated as cholesterol 25-hydroxylase-like protein. Bases 60 to 992 code for a protein of 310 amino acids. Gene Ontology annotation, biological process: sterol biosynthetic process; cholesterol metabolic process. NCBI's taxonomy places the organism in Eukaryota, Metazoa, Chordata, Actinopteri, Salmoniformes, Salmonidae. The record is from RefSeq and is a predicted model, not a curated record. The transcript has a single exon. Gene Ontology annotation, molecular function: C-4 methylsterol oxidase activity; iron ion binding; steroid hydroxylase activity.